Puntigrus tetrazona (Sumatra barb) is the source of this 2374-nucleotide messenger RNA. Its product is annotated as GTPase IMAP family member 7. The record is from RefSeq and is a predicted model, not a curated record. The transcript has 2 exons. Bases 186 to 1412 code for a protein of 408 amino acids. Gene Ontology annotation, molecular function: GTP binding. NCBI's taxonomy places the organism in Eukaryota, Metazoa, Chordata, Actinopteri, Cypriniformes, Cyprinidae.
ACUCAUUUAAGGGUGUCUUCAAGCUGUUCGCUGAGAUGCGUCUAACGCCGUUUGUGUUACAGGAGCUUUCAUUAAACCAUCAAAUAGAGAAUUAGGAACCAUGACUGGGUGAGAUUUUAGAUAAAAACAUUGUUAUCACGACGUGGGUUCGAUUACUGCGCCUCAGGUGUAGACGGGACAAGAACAUGGGAGCAACAUCUUUUUUCCCCCGAACAGCUUCUGACUCUCAACCCGAGAAAAGGAUCGUGCUUCUUGGGAAAACCGGAGAUGGCAAGAGCAGCGCCGGGAACACGAUUCUCAAGCAGCAAGUCUUCAAGAGCAAAGCUUCACCAGAAUCUGUGACGGCUGAAUGCGUGAAGGGAAACCGGAAGGUCCACGGCAAAAAGAUCACGGUUAUUGACACGCCUGGACUCUUCGACACCGGCCUGGAUGAGGGGGCCAUCAAAUCAGAGAUCAUUAGAUCAAUGAUCGAGAGCUCUCCGGGUCCAGACAUGUUCACCAUCGUCCUGAAGGUUGGCAGAUACACGGGACAAGAGAUGGAGGUGGUGGAUAAAAUCGUGGAGUACUGUGGAGAAGAUACCUUCAAACAUUCGGUGGUUUUAUUCACUCACGGAGAGCAGCUAGAAGGUCAAACCAUUGAGGAGUUCAUCAAGAUGAGUCCAAGGCUACAGGAGCUGGUUGAUAAAUGUGGAGGCCGCUGUCACGUCAUCGACAGCAAAUACUGGAAACAACGGCAAAUGGGAUACAGGAGCAACAGAGUCCAGGUGAAAAACCUGCUGGAGACCAUCGAGCAGAAGCUGAAGGACAGCGAGAACGGCUGCUACACCAACGAGCUGCUUCAGAUCAUGGAGGAAGAGAUUCAGGAGGAGAUGAAGAACGUAAGCGAGGUCAACAUGUCGCUAGCAGAGAAACGAGAGGAAGCCAAAAAGAUUGUGCACAAAAAACUUCUGGUGAAGCUCGCGGGAGUGACCGCGGGAACACUGACCGGUGCCUUUCUGGGCAUCGGAGUCGCUGUGGCCUCCAUUGUCACGUUACUGAAAGACACGAAUGUCCCGGGAGUGGUGAAAGCCGGAGCCGUGGCCGGAGCCGCGGGGGCCACUGGGAUAGCGGCGGGGGCUGCCGCGCUGAAGGCGGGGGUCGUCGCCGCGGCGGCCAGCGUUGGAGUGGCUGGGACCGGGGUCGCUGCAGCUGCGGGUGUCGUGGUUGGAGUCGCGGCUCUCGCCGGAGCGAUCGGGGGAGGAGUUACCGGAUGCAAAGCCGCGGGAGACACGGAUUCGGUGACUGGCGCGAUAAAGAAUGCCGCGAAAACCAACUAUAAGAACGCCAAAGGUGCCGUGAAAAAGGUAAAGAAACAUCAACAGGAACUUUUUGAAAAUGAGACAAACGAAUAUAUAGAUCAGGGAACAGACUAGUUAUUUAGCCUACGACCCUCUACUGCACUUUUCUUAUGGCCCGUGUUCACUGCUGUUUUAUGAAUUGUUGCAACCAAUUUAAUUGUUUGAAAAGCAUCAUAUAACAGUCCCAUAACGUGUGGGAGUCAUAGAGCACCAUUUGAAGGCGGGACUUCCUGUUCUGACACAUGGUCACGGCAGCACAUGGUGUGAGAAAAACUUUUAAAAUUACAUGAACUGUGAGUAAAAGUAUAGAAGCCUAUGCUUUUCUUGUAUGAAUUAUCCAACGUUGCGCGGUAAGGAGCAGGGUCCGUGACUCCUAUGCCUUACCAUACCAGGAUACCAGGAUUUCUCAUUGACAAUAUUAUUGACAUGGGUGUGAAAAAAGUGUGAGAUGCAUCUGUUUCACAGCAGUGAAGAAGUGCUUCUUGAAGUUUAACAUGGAGUAAAACCUCAUUCCUUGAAGUACAUGAUAUGACACGACACACAGGGCUAAGAAAGUUUGGUCCUGGACGACCACCAUCCCCAGAGUCAGCUCAUUUAUAUAGAUAAUAUAGACGUAUAUUAGAUGCCUUUAAGAUGUUCGUAAUUUAAAAUAUAUUUAAAACUGACAUCGUAUGCCUGUUGUUUGUACACAGCAGAUUUUUUCAGACAUUUUGCAGGUGCAUCAACAGGGAACAGAAGAUGUUUAGUGACCUAUACAGUGGUGUAACUAGAGACUGGCCCAUGGAUAAUAUAACGUAUCUAGAAAUUUUGAGUCUGUUAAGACCUUGUCGAACAUUUUUGAGGUUCAGGGUUCUAAUCCACCCUCAUAUAGGUUUUUCGUUCUCAAAGCGGUGUUCAUUAGUGUGACUGUAAGAACAAGAACACGUUUGUGUGCAUUCGGCGAUUCUUUUAUCAGAAUAAAGUGCUUAACUUAUAUGAUGCUAAACUGUAAGGUGAUUGUGCUACAAAGACUAAGAUGAAACCACAUGAUCUCAAUU